This is a messenger RNA of Lytechinus variegatus (green sea urchin), 2088 nucleotides long. RefSeq lists its product as uncharacterized. NCBI's taxonomy places the organism in Eukaryota, Metazoa, Echinodermata, Echinoidea, Temnopleuroida, Toxopneustidae. The transcript has 9 exons. The record is from RefSeq and is a predicted model, not a curated record. The coding region runs from base 33 to 2069 and encodes 678 amino acids.
GACGUUCCAGAAUAUAAGUUCCAGUUGGAAUCAUGGAUCUCGUGAACUUUUUCUUUGCUUUCAUAUUAUCAAUCAGUACACCAUCCCUUUGUUUGGGAUCAAUAAGUUCAUUACGACUUUGUGUCGUUGAAAAUAUGGUGGGAACCAAUCGAGGGAUGCUUGCUUUCCGAACUGUUGUUUCUAACCCGGUGUCUGUGCAGGUGAGCUACGGGAAUUCAGAGUCUUCCUCAGCCCGAUGGAGCCCGUGGAAUACACUUGGCGCGCCGCUGGCAAGCCCUCCGCUGUCCAAUCCGGUGUGUGUACAUAAGGAACUGAAUCAAACUCAGAUCUUUGUGCAAGCCUCCAACGGACAGGUGUAUAGUGCAGUGCAAGAUGCCGGGUCAUUCUUAAAGUUUUCUGCCUGGAAGAAGGUCGGUUCAAACACAAUCCCAGUCACUCCAUCAAAGCGAUCUGUUCUUGUCGAUUCCGUAUCGGCACACUGGUAUGGCAAGGAGCUGAUGGUGUUCGCUCGUUCAAUCAGCUCCAACGAAUCACAGUUAUAUUGGUGUAAAGGUAAUGCAACCAGCUUUGGUCAGUGGAAUCGUCUCGGCGGUGGUAGCGCCAUCCUGGGUUCAGACAUGACCAUCAUAAAGAACCCUUACAGCACCAAGUACGAAGCUUUCAUGAUAUCCUCCAAUGGCGAGAUGCACAGGACAUGGCAACAUGAUGCCAAGAGCUUCGCAGACUGGACAGCAAUGGACUUUGCGCCCACAUUCUCCACCAUUUCAAGACCAUCUGCUGAGGUGAUGGGCUACAGCAUCUUCAAUGGCAAACUAAUGGUCGGAGGGGUAGGCAAGGAUAAUUACAUCCAUAGAUGCUCUCAAACUACCUGUGACGGAGUGGACAAUCCCUGGGGCUACUGUACGUGGGGAUACUGGUACAAAACUGGAGGGAAGAUCCCAUUCACCCAAGGGGUGAAUAACAAUUUUGCCAUGAGCAGGAAUGUACACUUUGGUGUUGAGUUGUUUGGAGUUCAAGAGGAAAGUGGACAGUUAUGGCAGGCAUGGCAGCUGGACAGAGAUGCGUCCUGGAAUACCUGGAGUAAGGUCCCGCAGGACCUAGCGAGGGCAGCCUUUACCAACAACCCAUACAUCACCGUCAACAAGGGAGGCUGGUGGAUGGCUUACGGACUUAACGCCACUGACCAGGUCGUAGUGAUGGAGCCAGCACGAUCUCUCAACGUCACACCGGAGACUGUCGCCUGGGCCAAGAACCUGUCCGUUUCCUGGUCUGUGGCUGUGGACGAAGCCACCCACAUGGACUGGGUGGCUAUCUUUCCUUCUGGAGCAAACAAUGAUGAAUAUGUGGAUUACAGGUAUGUUCAAGGAGGCCUCAAUCCUGGUAAGAAUUCAGUGAGAGCUGGAAGUGUAUCAAUGGCUUCAUAUCUACCCAAUGGCUCGUAUCAAGCCAGGUACCUUGUCAACAGGAAGUACGUCAGCAUCAUCGAAGAGUAUGUGACCUACUACAACGAAUCCCAUGAAAGUGAAUUAUUGCAGCUUUACCAGGGCGUGUUCACCGGACUGGGUGUGUUCAACAAAGGCAUAGCAGAAUGUGUCAAUGAUAGCCUUCUCACGGUGGACAAGUUUCAAGCGGCUUUCGAUGCCUUUGAAAGUGCUGAGGUCUACGAAGGUCUGACACUCCUGGGAACAGCCUUACAAGACGUCGCCCUGACCCUGAGGCAAUGCGAGGAGAUCUACAUCGCAGAGCAGCUGGAGAAGUUCAUCAAGGACCUCGUGGAGUGCACAGAGACCGACUGCACCGACUUUGUCGUCGACGUCCUGGAGGAGAUCGUCAUCCUCUACGAGAACGAGUACGAAAUCUACGGAGACAUCAAGGGCGCCACCAACAGCUUCAACCUCCUUGAGGCAUACCAGCAGGGAGGGCUGUGCAUCGGACGGCUGGUCAAGGCAUGUCUUGGGAUAGUGCCAUCGGGAAUGGACGAUGACAGGAGAAAUGAUGUGAGGAGAAACGGAAAACUCAGGUGGACUAAACUGGACAAGAGUAUGAAGGUAUCGGUAGUACAUGUGUGAGGUUAUGGUUUGAUAUGGC